This is a messenger RNA of Coffea eugenioides, 1073 nucleotides long. RefSeq lists its product as uncharacterized. The coding region runs from base 129 to 527 and encodes 132 amino acids. NCBI's taxonomy places the organism in Eukaryota, Viridiplantae, Streptophyta, Magnoliopsida, Gentianales, Rubiaceae. The transcript is spliced from 5 exons. The record is from RefSeq and is a predicted model, not a curated record.
GUACUAGCUACUAAUCGCCUAUUGCGGCGUCGUUUUACCUGCUGAUUCAGUCCAUUGUCGUCCCCAGAGUUCUGCUGGAAACUCCGCUCUCGUUUCACCUGCUACUUUAGCUUCUCACAAGAGAUUAGAUGGCCCUCUGGUGGUUACUGAACAUGAAUAUGAGGCUGUAUGAUGGGUGGAAGGAAAUUUUGAAAAUUCAGAAGUUCAGGAGAAUAGUAGGUUACACUGGAUUUUAUUGUUUCACUGCCCUCAUCAGCUAUGCCUACACCAGCAACACAACAAGGGCUGGGUACUCUCGGGGUGACCAAUUCUAUGCAUCUUAUCCGGCUGGCACUGAGCUCUUAACUGACACUGCCAAGUUAUACAAAGCGGCACUUGGUAAUUGUUUUGAAGAGGAAGAGUGGGGACCUAUUGAAUGGUUGGUUUUGGCUAAACAUUUUGAACGCCAAGGGAAAUCUCCAUAUGCAUAUCAUGCACAAUACAUGGCACACCUUGCCUCCCAUGGACAAGUUGAUGGAAGUGGUUAGCCCCAAAGAUGCCAACACUCAGCAGUAAUAAUAUGUUACGGGGGACAUGCGACCAAAGUGAAAGAAGCAACACAUGCUCUUGAUUAAUGACUUCAAAGUGCAAUCUGAUUCACAGAGAAGUAUGUUGUAUACUUUUUAGUUGCAUGAACAAAUUAUCCACAACUCAGCAAAAUGUGCACGUAAAGCUGAAGUUUGUGCGCCUUCUAUUACUUGAUUGUAGCUUCCCUAGAGGUGCAAGUAGCAGUAUCAUUUACUUCCUAGAGCUUCCCCUCGAGGGCAGAAAUCCACCGAUGGAGUAUAUCGUCUAUCCUUUCAGAACAAUCUGCUUGUAGUUACAUUUGACGGCUAAGCAGUGAUUGAGGAUAUGGUUUAUCCUUCCACAAUAUUUUUUAAGGUUUGUGGGGAUGCAGAAUGCUCUGAUGGAGUAUAUAGUUUAUUCUUUCAUAAAAAUCCGUCUAGUCACAUUUGCUGGCUUGUGGGGAAGCAGAGAUGUACUGAUGGAGGAUAUGGUUUAUCCUUCCAGAACAGUUUCUUUGUUCUGUUUUC